AUUGAGGCCAAGUAGCGGCUCCCUUGUGGCACAGCGGCUGCGCAAAUGAAUUUUUCAGCUGCAAAAAAUGAAAUUAUGCAGCUGUUAUCGCGAGUAGAUAUCGGGGCGAUUUCAAAAGUGAUACAAUGGAUGAAAACCUCAGGUGAACUGGAUGACUACUUCAGUGACAAUGAUAAAGUUACCCUCCAAAGUAUUGCAGAGGAUCUCAGGGCUUGUCUGCCGGUGGAAGCCACGUUCUCCUCGGAGUCUUUCGCCAUCCAGAAGGCACAACAAAACCCCAAGCCGCUGGUCCACGUAGAUGCAUUCUUGUAUGACGAGGACAUAGUGGACGCCCUCUGCGAGGAAGGCAAGAUGAGCCGGUACUACUGCCUCCAAUGUGGGUCCCACAGAACGGCCCCUCUUGAGUUCAUCUCCCACUCUUUUUCCACCAUGGAGCUCCAGUACAUCUUCAGGCAUGUUCUCCCAGACCUAAGUGGCCAGCUGGUGGUGGACGUUGGCUCACGGUUGGGCGCUGUGCUAUAUGGGGGGUACCUCUAUAGCUCAGCAGCUAAGCUUGUCGGAGUGGAGAUCAGUGCUGAGUUCAUUGGCCUUCAGAAGAUGAUCGUAGAAAAGUAUGGAUUUGCUGACCGAAUUGAGAUCAUACAUGCAGACAUCUGCUCUCAAGUAACCCUCCUUCAGAAUGCUGAUGUUGUUAUUAUGAAUAAUGUGUUUGAGUAUUUCCUUGAACUCGAUGCCCAAAUAAGGGCAUGGCAGUGUAUCAGAUGGAAUGUCAGAAAAAAAGGUUCACUACUGGUUACUGUGCCUAGUAUUACAGAGGCUCUUUCUCCACUACAAGGGAAAAAUGGAAGUAUUGACAUAGAUGAGUGGGUGGAAGAGCUGCCACUUAACUACAAUGUGUACCUGGGAAAAGACAGUGACCCAGAGGGCCUUGAACAGAUUCACCUCUAUCGAGUCCUCUGACCAGGGACACGGCAGAAUCACGCUGUACAAUUUUACACUCCCACAUGGCACUAGUGUACUGAAGCUCUCUGGACAGGGCACCACUUGCCUGGAACUGAUAGCUGCCGCCUGCAACCACUGUUCUGUCGCCAGGAGCCACCAGCAGCCAACCUUGAACAACAGGAUCAACCAGGAGCCUUGUUUCUGGCCUUGGCUUCCAUGGACUGUUGAGCUGCUUCACUUUUGUACUACACCUAUGCACCCAGAUCCCAGAUGCACCCACAGCAGAAUGCCCAGGAGGGGUGGGCAGCCACUGGUACUUGGCCCCCCAGAGGUUUAUUUUUCUCCUUGUCUUUGUGGCGAGAAUUUUUUUUGUUUUCCUCUCCUCAGCUGCCAGUUGGUUUAUUCUAAUAGCUAACUGUAAUUGCUGCCCUUCUCUAUUGUAUCAUUCCCUAGAAUUUUUUUUAGUGCUGUGUCACCCUGGUUAAAAAGCAUUCUCCAAAAAUAAUUUAAAUUGAGUUGAAUUGAAUUCUUACUUUGAC
Scleropages formosus (Asian bonytongue) is the source of this 1481-nucleotide messenger RNA. RefSeq lists its product as uncharacterized. The transcript is spliced from 9 exons. Gene Ontology annotation, molecular function: S-adenosylmethionine-dependent methyltransferase activity. The record is from RefSeq and is a predicted model, not a curated record. Bases 46 to 960 code for a protein of 304 amino acids. Lineage: Eukaryota; Metazoa; Chordata; Actinopteri; Osteoglossiformes; Osteoglossidae.